Molecule: messenger RNA, 294 nt
Organism: Sinocyclocheilus rhinocerous
Lineage: Eukaryota; Metazoa; Chordata; Actinopteri; Cypriniformes; Cyprinidae
Product: E3 SUMO-protein ligase RanBP2-like
Exons: 2
Biological process (GO): intracellular transport
Cellular component (GO): cytoplasm; nuclear pore
Molecular function (GO): GTPase activator activity
Source: RefSeq, a predicted model, not a curated record
CAAGCCCAAGCCCAUGAACACCUCGGCUAACUCUCUGGUGUGGACCGCCACCGACUACUCAGAGGGAGACGGGAAAAUGGAGCAGCUGGCGGCCAAGUUCAAGACUCCAGAGCUGGCCGAGUCCUUCAGACGAGCGUUCACCGACUGCCAGAGCCGCAUAUCGCAGACUGACGCCGCUCAGGUGUCUGCCGCCGAGGCGCUGUCUCGAGACUCCAACCCUGUGGUGUUCUUCGACAUCACCAUAGAUGACGAGCAUGCUGGGAGAAUCAUCUUGGAGCUCUUCGCUCACAUCAU